Messenger RNA from Ilex paraguariensis (yerba mate), 1287 nucleotides. NCBI's taxonomy places the organism in Eukaryota, Viridiplantae, Streptophyta, Magnoliopsida, Aquifoliales, Aquifoliaceae. The record is from the annotation of a GenBank genome assembly.
AUGUCUCAGCUAUCUAUUUGCAUCGACAGAAGGCUUAAUUCCUUAUCAACAUCCGUUAUGCCUUUUAUCUUCAAAAUAAAUGACCAUCUACGCAGAGAAAAUGAGAAAGCUUAUGAACCAGAAAUACUCGCUAUUGGUCCUUAUCACCGUGACAAAGUUCACUUACAAAUGAUGGAAGAACACAAAUUACGGUACCUACAAGAGCUGCUUAAGGACAGAAUGGAGUUGAGUGUAAACGGAUAUCUGUUAAAGAUGGAAUAUUUGGAAGAGAAGGCACGUAAAUGUUAUGCAGAACCCAUUGAACUGGAGAAGGAUAAGUUUUUGGAAAUGAUGAUACUUGAUGGGUGCUUUAUCAUCGAAUUAUUUCGCAAGUUUGAAAACCAAAAUUUUCAAAAUGACCCCAUUUUCAAAAUUUCUCCGAUUCUGUGGAGUGUAAAACGUGAUUUAUUAUUAUUUGAGAAUCAACUUCCACUCAGUUUCCUUCUCCAGUUAUUUGAUAUUAUCGGAUAUCCAGACCAACAAACCCCGCUAAUUCCCUUGGCCAUCAGAUUUUUCGGUACAACCUUUUUUGGUUUGUCGUGUUCACAAACUUCCAAUAGUCUAGUAACCGACAUUAUAGAAAACAACACCAAUCAUCUUCUAGGCCUCGUACAUGAUUUCUGGUGCUCUUUUGCAAAGGAGUCCUCUCCUCAGUCUGGUGGGAAUGUUGCAAAAAAAGAAAAGAAAUUGAUUUCCUUAAAAGGUGUUACAGAGCUCCGAGAAGAUGGGAUUAAAUUCGUUAAGGCUGAAAAAGAAGAAUCACAGAGUUUGCUGAAUAUUAACUUUGAAAAAGGCAUCAUGAGAAUCCCUCCUCUUCUAAUUGAUGAUGAUAUAGAGUGGCAAUUAAGAAAUCUGAUUGCCUAUGAGCAAUAUAGUGGAGGAAUUGCAAAAACUUAUAUAACCGACUACGCGAUUUUUAUGGAUUGCCUCCUCAAUUCUCCCAAGGAUGUCAAAAUACUUCGCCACUCUAAAAUUAUUGAUAACUGGUUAGGUGAUGAUGAAGUUGUUUCUACCAUGUUUAACAGAAUAGGCAAUCAUGUUGGAUUCAAUCCAGAUUCUUUCUGUUAUAAGGAUGUUUUGAAGAAAGUUGAAGAGUAUUGCGAGGUUCCUUGUCAUGGAUGGAUGGCCUAUUUAAGGUAUAAUUAUUGCAACAAUCCGUGGUCUAUUCUUUCAGUCAUUGCAGCUAGUAUGUUGCUCAUACUCACUGUGAUACAAACUGUAUCUUCUGUCUUACAAUUCUGGUUUUAA